Molecule: messenger RNA, 1566 nt
Organism: Penicillium paradoxum
Lineage: Eukaryota; Fungi; Ascomycota; Eurotiomycetes; Eurotiales; Aspergillaceae
Product: cytochrome P450
Exons: 2
Coding region: 1-1566 (521 amino acids)
Molecular function (GO): oxidoreductase activity, acting on paired donors, with incorporation or reduction of molecular oxygen, reduced flavin or flavoprotein as one donor, and incorporation of one atom of oxygen; iron ion binding; heme binding
Source: RefSeq, a predicted model, not a curated record
AUGGCUUUGUCGUUCAUUUUGGGGUUUGCAGCCGCGGCCAUCGUAUUGCAGGUCAUUCGCAUGACAAUCAACUCGUGGCAACAUUCACGGAAUGCUACAAAGCUAGGCUGCGGGGGUGUGCCAGCGUAUCCGUGCAAGGAUCCUUUUGGAAUUGAUACCCUGAAGCAGGGCCUGGCGGCAGACAAGGUCAAGUUGAUACCAGAGCUUGCUGAGAGGCGGAACAGAGUUAUCAGCGAACAGGAGAACCGCUAUGUCACUACAUUCUCCUUACUCAACCUCGGUCGCACCCACAUAUCUACCAUCGAUCCUAAGAAUAUCCAAGCCAUCCUAGCUACUCAAUUCAAGGAUUUUGAGCUCGGUGCUGCUCGUCGAUCUGCUUUACAUCCACUGCUGGGCACUGGUGUCUUCACCGCCGAUGGAGAGGAAUGGUCUAGAUCUCGGGGUCUGCUUCGGCCUCAGUUCACUCGCGAGCAGAUCAGUCAACUGGAUUUGGAAGAAAAGCACGUGCAAAAGGCUAUGCAAGCUUUGCCCGUCGCGGCCAAUAAAUGGACCGCCACCACCGACAUUCAGAGCAUCUUCUUCCGAUUGACAAUCGACUCCGCUACAGAAUUUCUCUUUGGCGAAAGCGCAGAGAGUCAACUUGGCGCACUGCAAGGCUUGACCAGGCCCGAAGACUCCUUCGCCAACUACUUCGACAAGUCCCAAUGGGUCUGCGCCCAGCGAGGCCGUUUCGAGAGCCUCCGCUUCCUGGCUGAAAAUAAGGAAACCAAAUUCUCCGACAAGCAAGUGCAAGCCUAUGUUGACAAGGUCGUCUCAAACGCUCUCGCAGCCUCCCAAAACGAAAAGACAGCCUCAAGCGAUGAAAAGUCCAACUACGUAUUCCUGCAAGCCCUCCUCGAAGUAACCCGCGACCCUGUCGAGCUACGCUCCCAACUCCUCAACAUCCUCCUUGCCGGCCGCGAUACCACUGCCUCCCUCCUCAGCUGGACAUUCCUCAUGCUCGCACGUCACCCCGCAGUCUUUGCCAAACUCCGCGAAUCCAUCAUCUCCUCAUUCGGCACCUAUUCCAACCCCAAGAACAUUUCCUUCGCCAACCUCAAGUCCUGCCAGUACCUACAGUACGUGAUGAACGAAGCGCUACGUCUAUACCCAGUAGUCCCUUUCAACCGCCGCACAGCAGUCCAAAACACGACCAUCCCACGCGGCGGCGGCCCAGACGGCCAAGACCCCGUCUAUGUCCGCAAGGGCCAGUCCGUCACUUACAGCACCCAUGUCAUGCACCGCCGCAAGGACCUGUGGGGCCCUGACGCAGACGACUUCAAGCCCGAUCGCUGGACAAACCGCAAGCCUGGCUGGGAAUAUGUUCCGUUUAACGGCGGACCUCGGAUCUGCAUCGGGCAGCAGUUUGCAUUGACGGAGGCUGGAUAUGUGAUUGUGAGACUUUUGCAGCGCUUUGAUCAGAUUGAGGAUGUUUAUCCUGACCGGAAGAUUCGCUGGGCUGUUACUUUGACUAGUGCGCCUGCUGAUUUGGUUACUGUGCGUUUGCACCAGGCUGAGGAUGCUUAA